This is a messenger RNA of Tyto alba (common barn owl), 965 nucleotides long. RefSeq names its product H6 family homeobox 2 (gene HMX2). Gene Ontology annotation, molecular function: DNA-binding transcription factor activity, RNA polymerase II-specific; RNA polymerase II transcription regulatory region sequence-specific DNA binding. The coding region runs from base 26 to 853 and encodes 275 amino acids. Gene Ontology annotation, cellular component: nucleus. The transcript has 2 exons. NCBI's taxonomy places the organism in Eukaryota, Metazoa, Chordata, Aves, Strigiformes, Tytonidae. Gene Ontology annotation, biological process: regulation of transcription by RNA polymerase II. The record is from RefSeq and is a predicted model, not a curated record.
UCCUCUGCUUUCUUAUGAACCCAGGAUGAGCAGCAAAGAAGACCCGAGCAAGGGCUGUCCGGCGGCUGCUCCCAUCUCCAGUUUCACCAUCCAGUCCAUCCUGGGCAGCGGCAGCGCCGAGCCCCCUCCCCGGGAGGUCGGCGGCAGGGCGGCAGCCUGGCCCACCCGCGGCCGGACCCUCUCCCUUUCCUCGGAGGACGAGGAACCGGAGGAGAGCUGGAAGCACCGCGGUUGCUUCUGCCCCGAAGCUCGGGGCCCCGCCGAGCCGUGCCACAAACACCAGCCCCUCACCUUCACCUGUCUCGGCGGCGCCAAGGGGAGCGGAGCGGCGGCGGCGGGCAGCGGGGAGCGGGGGCCGUUCCUCUCGCCCCCCUCCCAGGACUGUAAGGAGGAGAAGGAGAAACCCCUGGGACCUUCCUCGCCCUCCUGCGGGGACCGGCAGCGCGACGGCGGGGACCGGCAGGCCGGGGCCGCCAAGAAGAAGACGCGCACGGUGUUCAGCCGCAGCCAGGUCUAUCAGCUGGAGUCCACCUUCGACAUGAAGCGGUACCUGAGCAGCUCGGAGCGGGCCUGCCUGGCCUCCAGCCUGCAGCUCACCGAGACCCAGGUGAAGACCUGGUUCCAAAACCGCAGGAACAAGUGGAAACGGCAGCUCUCGGCCGAGCUGGAGGCGGCCAACAUGGCCCACGCCUCGGCGCAGACUCUGGUGGGGAUGCCGCUGGUGUUUAGAGACAAUUCCCUCCUCCGAGUGCCGGUGCCCCGGUCCAUCGCCUUCCCCGCCCCUCUCUACUACCCCGGCAGCAACCUCUCGGCCUUACCGCUCUACAACCUCUACAACAAAAUCGACUACUGAGCCGCCGCGCUCCCCUCCCCGCGGCCGCCCCGUCGGAGCCGGAGCCGCCGCGGGGGCUCCUUGAGGGAUCUCGGCCCCCCCCCGUCCGCGGCGGGGACAGAGGAACGAAACU